CAGCGGGCACCUCAACCGCGUUCAAGGAGGCACUCCUCUCGCGACGGCGGCUCCAAGCUGGGCAGCAGCCGCGGCACCAAUCGCGCCGCCAGCUGCAGCAACUUGCUGUGGGGACGGCUUCCAACGGCAGCCUGGUUGCGCUGGUCCCUGCGCCCAAGGCACAGGUGUUCACACCGACAUGUCCUCGAGAGGUCACCUGCAACACGGUCGAGGUCAUGGCGGCGUACCUGGAUGUAGCUCAGGAAGCCCUGGCGGUGCCUGUACGCUGCGUCGUGCUCGCCAGCGCCAAGGACGUACCGAGCACCCAGGCGGUGGCUGGUCUAGCCAACGACACGACC
Messenger RNA from Astrephomene gubernaculifera, 338 nucleotides. Lineage: Eukaryota; Viridiplantae; Chlorophyta; Chlorophyceae; Chlamydomonadales; Astrephomenaceae. The record is from the annotation of a GenBank genome assembly.